AUGGACGUUUGUCCUCGUAACUUUGACCGGAACGAACUGACAAACACUUGUUGGACUGAAUGUCCGUUGGAGUUUCCUCUCGAGUGCGGCAUGGAAUGUGCCCGCCAGAACAGUGACUGUGGCCUCGAAGUCGCUAGCAAGGUUUCAGCUUUGGCUAUGGCUGUGCUGGGUACCGCCACGUUUGGUGUGAUUGGCGAAAUGGUCAAACUGGGUAAGAAAUUAACGUGGGCCGUGAAGUGUACGAACCAAUUGCUGCUGGUGAUGAGAGGUAUCAUCAGGUACGUCCGUAAUGUCAAGACUGAAGACCCGCAGACUUCCCAACAGAAGCUGCUGCUGAUGCUGUACCAGACCAACAAUGUUGUGACCGACUUGCCAAUGGUCAUUUACGCGUGUAUGGGGAAGAACAUCCCUUCAACCCUUCGCCUCACGCAGAUCGUAUUAGCGACUGCCCAGUGGAUGCUACUACAGGCGCUUGCCUACGACGAUGAUAUUAUCUCGAGCUGGCAAAGAUUCCGAGCCUUCAUGAAAGGCGCAAACUUCACGGAAGCAGCGGAAGAGAUUACGGAGGGCGAGAUUGCGUCACUGGAGACAGCCAUGCAACAAAACUCGAGUUGCGCGGGCGACCUGAAAUCGUUGACAGACCGUGUGUGGAUGACGGUUAACGAGUACCGUGAAGACAAUCCAGCCAUCUCAGACGACGAGCUUCGUCUGAAGAUCAGCGAGUCGGACCUUGUACUCUAUGACGUCGCCAUAGUCACCAACAACUGCAUGCGCCAACUCACCUCCGAGUCUAGCGUCGAAACGGCCUACAAGACUCGCGAGGCGCUUCGCAAAACUUUCGGCUGGAUCGAUAUGGGUCUAUCUACUAUUUCCGCGUCGAUGAUCGACCCGACGGAUAUCGCGACGCUGCUGUCUGAGUAUAUUCAGACCAUUUGUGGCCCCACGCAGUUCAUGGGCGAGAUCGAUGACGGCACGGAAGACGCGACAUUGGGUUUGAAUGCCCUGCAGAGAGCUUUCAAGGGCAGUUCGAGCUCGUGGACAAAAGUGGGUGACGGUGCAGUAAUAGUCAACUUCACUAGUACUGACACGGAAGAUGUGUCGGUGAAUAUCAUGUCUGGAGGAGAUAAGAUCGAAGAGGUGGAUGUAAAAGCUGGAGGCACUGCCCAGUGGACAUCGAACAUCACGUUUCUUGGUGGAAAAACACUGUACUUGGACCGCUGGCGUCCUGGUUUCCUCGGCUUUCCAAGCACUGGAGGUGGAUCACUGGUCUUGUGGGUACCCAGAGCAUCUCGAGGGGGUCAUCUGGAGCUAGAAGUAAAACUCAACGUUAGCUAG
This is a messenger RNA of Phytophthora infestans T30-4, 1335 nucleotides long. RefSeq lists its product as uncharacterized. The transcript has 2 exons. The coding region runs from base 1 to 1335 and encodes 444 amino acids. NCBI's taxonomy places the organism in Eukaryota, Oomycota, Peronosporomycetes, Peronosporales, Peronosporaceae. The record is from RefSeq and is a predicted model, not a curated record.